Messenger RNA from Physella acuta, 996 nucleotides. RefSeq lists its product as uncharacterized. Gene Ontology annotation, biological process: G protein-coupled receptor signaling pathway. Lineage: Eukaryota; Metazoa; Mollusca; Gastropoda; Physidae. Gene Ontology annotation, cellular component: membrane. Gene Ontology annotation, molecular function: G protein-coupled receptor activity. The record is from RefSeq and is a predicted model, not a curated record.
AUGGAAACCACCACAUCAGCGUCUCUGGGUCUGGUUAACGUUCUCGGUCUCGGCCCAGACGUGGUUAGGGUGAUCGUGUUCACUAACCAGUUCCUGUGUGGCGUCAUUUCCUUUCUCGGCGUCAUCGCCAACGUCAUCAACACGCUCGUCUAUUACAAACAAGGUCUGGACGAGCCGGUGUCCAUCUCUCUACUGGCCCUGUCGCUGUCCGACCUGGUGGGUGUGGUCACCUCCCUGUGGGUCGCCGUCUGCUGGAACCCUCUCGUCUACUACGCUGAUCUCCCCUUUGUUCCGGCUGAUGUGGAGUACCUGACCGGAAGUCUGCCCCACCUGGUGUUUACCCGGAUUACCGGCUGGAUCACGGCGUUUGUCGCCGUGGAGCGGUGCCUGUGCGUCGCUCUGCCGUUCGACGUCAAGAGUAUCUUAACGCCGUCGAAGGUGAAGGUAAUUUUGGCGUGUGUUUUCGUCGUGGUGGCCGGAGCGCACGUGCCGUCUUUCUGCACGAGCGGAUUAGCGUGGGUGUACGUGGCCGGUUUAAACCGUACGGUGGUGGCGCUGGUGACGGCGGCGAAUAAGGACCAGAUCAACAGCGUGACGUACUCGGCCAACUUGGUCUCGCCGUUCGGAUCUUUCCUCGUCGUCCUCCUCGCCACCGCCGUCACGGCGUAUCAGCUUACCCGCGCCUCGGAGAGACGGCUUAAAUCGAUUUCCGGUCAACGCGUGACCUUGAGAGACCGGAAGACGGUCAAGAUGGUGGUGACGCUGUCGGUGAUUUUCAUCCUCAGCUACCUGCCCACCAACGUCCUUCACGUGUUCUACUGCAGCAUCGCCGGCCGCGCCGAGUUGCUGUCGCGCUACACCGACCUCAUCAGUCUGACGUUUUCCUUCAUCAAACCGCUGGAGGCUUUCAACGCCAGUAUUGGCAUCCUGCUGUACUGGCGCAUGAGCUCGCGCUUCAAGGCCACCGUGACGUCACUCUUCGCUACAUCCAAAUAG